CGUUUUAUUUCGGGCGUCUUUGCCUUAGGGACAAGGUUUACCAAAAUGGCUCUGUCAACUUUGAGAAUUGCUGGUCGUUUCAGUGCUUCAGCUCUGCUGAGGCAGCGAGCGCCUAUCUUCAUGACAAGAGUUGUUGCCAUCUCAAGCAACAGAAUUGCCAUCGAAGAACAGAAACAGUUUUGGGAGUUGAAUGAAGUUACACUGAAAAGACCACAGUCUCCUCAUUUGAGUAUCUAUAAACCUCAGCUGACUUCAGUUCUGUCCUUGAUACACAGAGGCUCUGGUAUUCUAAUGGGGUUAGCACUGUAUUUGAUCACAUACACGGUGACUGCGAUGCCACACGAUUUCACCUUUUAUAUUGACUUCAUCAAGGAUCUCCAUCUGAACCCCUACAUCUUCACCGGAACAAAAUUCCUUAUGGCGUUCCCUUUGGUUUACCACAUGAUCAACGGAGUAAGGCAUAUGGCAUGGGAUUGCUGUAUUGGUUUUGGCCUGCCAGAGCUCUACAGAAGUGGAAAGUUUGUUCUCACCCUUGCAUUCUUGGUGACGGCCGGAAUUGUCAGCCAAUAAACGUGACAGGAACAAUUCAUAAACAUGUUAGCCAUGGCUGCAAACAUUGUGCAGUUCCUGUAUAAGUAGUUUUGCAAUCCACCAAAGGUGUGUUUGAUGCAGUUUGCACCAUACAGUUAGUUGAAAUGUUGAAUAAUUUUCUGAAACAGUUAGGUACUUUCUACUAUCUUGGCUUCCCAUAAAGUGUGGUUAGUCAUAUGAUAGCGCAGUGCAGUGUCACAGGUAAUUGGCAAGCUUUUGGAAAAGUUCAUGAUUCUUUACCGCAAGGACUGUCGAUAUGAUUUGAAACAUUGUGCAAGUCCAAGGUCAGAUGCACAAUGUUGGGGUAUAUUACAUCUAACGAAAAUGAAUUAUGAAGGUGCAUAAAAAAUACCACCUUGUUUGACAGGAAUAUUCUAUCAUAAAAGAUGUUCAUGUAAGACAUGAUGGCUGAAUUUACCCAUGAUUUAAAUCAGUUAUAUGAAUCGGUCCUUAUGUCACAACCUUCAGGCUCGAGAUCCAAUGAAAACAUCCAGGACAGGGUCAAUGUCACGGUCCUACUGGUAAGGUCCCGACAUACACCCUGAUAUACACUGACGUCAGGCGGGUUAUCCUAAGAAAUAAGGUCCAGGCAAAUAGUGCGGUUUACAUAACAUUUAUCAUAAAACUCACCCAACCCACAUCCAGUUACAGCAUGUUAUAUACAUCAUACAGACAGGCAUCAAGAACCAUGGAAAUGUCCCUCAUGACACAGAAAAAUCAACCACACAUCCGUGGCAUAGGAUCCAAGGGGAUACAGGGCAUUAUCUUGAGUGGGAUCAGAAUUACAACAGUUAGCAAUUGUGGAAACUUACCACAUCAGAGGAAAGAUGAAAAUGAGACCGGUGUGGAAUCAACAAAGAAAAAAAAGAUACCUCUCUUAACGUGAGUGAAUUUUUUACCCCAGCAAAAUACGGAUAACAUCCUCACCGCAUUUGAAGUUCCCUAUAGGAGAUUCUGGGCCCUUUUACCAGUCCAAAAUGACGGGCUCUCCAGGAUUAAAAAAUUGUUCAAACAAAAUUCAUGCAACCUUAUCAGGAGAUCCAGUGACUUCAAUAGGUCUGGAGUGACGGCAAGGUCCCGCUGAUCCACCAGCAAAUGAGGCAUAUCCAGAAAGUAUGCAUGUCAAGUUGAGUUACUGUACAGAUACUUGAGCUAGUCACUGGCUACUCCACAGGCAGAGGAAUAGAAAAAAAUGUGUACCUUCAACUCCUGAAGAAAGGUGGAGCAUAAACAAAGAGUGUACCAAGGUCUCUACUCCUAGCAGGAGGAGAAAAAUGUGUACAUCUUAUCGCAUGCUGAACCAGUCCGAUGAAACAAAGGGAUGCUGCCCUAUGAAUAGCAGCAUGUAGAUAAGAUACCUACCCACAAUGCAUUGCAAAAACAAAAUGGUACAAACUCUAGAAAACACUCAAUAAAAGUUUUCUACACACACAGUUCAAGAAAUAUCCUCAAUACAUCCUAGGAAUGACAUUACACAAAGUACCAGACUAAGAAUUAAGAACAAAUGGGAGAUUCAUAGCAUUAAGUUGAAUUGUUAGUAGACUGAGCCAACUUGCAUUUCACGAACAUCUUGUAUCGCGUUAUUGAGAAAAACUGCCUGUUUUUAAAGCUCUAUAUCUAGGAGGUGUGCUGGCAAGAAGUAUCCAAAAUUUAUACACAUCUCUGAUGACAUGUUCUAGUUGAUGUCUCUGGCAAAUUUCAACCAUGUAGCGAUCAGAACUAUGAAACAGUUAUGACAUAUGUAGGACACCACUCAAUGUGAAUUGUGUCCCAACUGACACAAUAGUUGGACCUGGAACCCACCCACAUUGAGCUCCAGCACCUGGGGUCCAUGUGGGUAUUUUUCAUCUUAUAAAUCUUACUAAACUAUGAGCUUGAAAUGAUGCUGCUAAUCAAAUGUAUGAGUCCUUGGACACCAUCUUCCUUGCAACCUCGUUGCAAUUUGAUGGCAGUCUUCAAACAAUUAUACUUCAUUGGAGCACCUUUAUUUUGCCCAUUUGGUAUUAAGACAGCCAGAACUAUCUCCAAUGACAAGAAACUGACCACUCCGAAUCAUAAAGCAGACAUUUCAUUAUGUGAUUGGAUGAUAUACAAUGUAGUAACCCAAAAAUCUAUUGACUGAUAAUGUGACCAAUGCUACACCAUAUUAUUUUGGCCCACCAUGUGGAACCUACGUGGCCUGAUGUGUCAAAAGUCCAAAAGUAAGCUUGUAUCGCCAAUUUAUUUUCGUUGGUAUGUAUCUUGUAGCACAUGCCACGUAUUGUCGCAACACCAUUUACAAAGUCAUGAAAGGAAAAUAAGAUUGAAUGCGCUUUCGUCACCUAAUUCAUAGCAAACAUGUCAUUGGGGUCCGAUUGUUCUUGAUAUUUGAGAGAGAUGUUUUUUACACACCUUACAACAUUCAAAGCUGUGUGAAACAUACAGUAGCCACUGUGCUGAAGAGUAUAUUUUUAAAAGUUCAUCUUAAUAAAAUGUGCUCAAAUUUCAGAAUGAUACGUUCUGUGGGUCCAUCUUUUAGAUACAACUUUAAAAGAUUGGCAAACUUUUUUCUGAAUAACACAUUUUGGAAUAUUCCUGUCAAUCAAAGUGGAUGUUUCUUAUGCAAAGCAUUAUUGUAUGUCACAAUUUUACUGAUUUUGCGAAGUCACAGAGCUACAUCAUGGCCAUUUAAAUGCAACUGUGGCACAUUCCUCAACCGCAUUUCAAUUAUGUGAGCUUGUUAAAGGCCAUAACUCCAGGUUUUUUGCCAUUUUCUGCUGUAAGACGAUUUCAAAAGUGUACCUUACACUUUAUACAAUACAGAAAACCAAAUGCAAUUAGCUCCAUCCAUUUUGAAGAUAUAGCCAAUUAUGUGUUUGACAACUUGAUUACCUAAUCAGGCUAGCAACUGGCUUGUUAGAGCCAGGCGGCAGGUUCAGCAAAAGUUGUGAUGUAGAUCAGGCUAUCUGUACAUGUCAUGCAAUCAUAAAAGCAGGAGGGCCUUAAUUAAUUAUGCACACCUGGAAGUAAUGUGUUUCAUUCACUAUGGUGUAUUGUGUGGCUCCGAAUUGUGUCAAGGAUAGCACAAAGAACAAUCGAAUGACGGAUGGGACCCAUUUUCAUGAAUUUCCAAAGCCAGUUGAACGAGAGAGGAGGAAGCUGUGGAUUCGGAAGUGCAAACGUUUGGAGUGUUGGAAGCCUGGGCCUUCGGCCAAACUUUGCAGUGAUCACUUUAUCGAUACGGAUAAUCACAUGAAGCCGGAUAUCUGCAUCCAACUGAAUAUUAAAUGCCACUUGUUAAAAACAGCUGUUCCAUCUGUAUUCGAUUUGACCAACCCCACUUACAUGCGACAGCCUCCAUUUUCUGUUGCCUGCACGUUCAGGGCGUUCAUCACUUUCGUCCGAAUGAUCACUCUCAUUAUGAUCUAGUGAUAUUAAUGGCUCGAACAUGUACGGCUCAACGUUUAAAUAUCCUUCUGUAUCGACCAAAACAUCCUCAAAUUCACUGCUCUCACUCUCUGAACUGUAUGCGGAAGCCAUCUUGCUUUGUUCUGACUAGCCUGAUCUACGUCAUCAAAAAAUCCCUAGCGGCCACAUGUGGAACUAAUCUAAAGUUGUGUGUGGUGGGAAAUUCAAAUAGUUUAAAAUUGAAAAUUGAAAUAACUAAAUAAUGACUUAAUUAUUAGAAUUUUUUUAAUGUUUUUUUAACCCUCAACAUAUUUCAUGAGUAUCAAGCAUGUUUUCAAACCUAGAUAUAUGGCCUUUAAGUGGCUCCUGGCCGUUUCAAUUCGGAAGAAAAGUUUUUAUGACUUUUACUUCAACUGGGUUAGCAAGUCAUCACAUCUUGUAUGGCGUGAACAAUGGUGGCACAUCUGCUUACCAUUGAGUCAUGAAAGUUGAAACUUCGCGUAUGGAUGUCUUGACAUCAUGACUUAGAUUACAAAGGAUAAUCACAGCUUGAACUACUUUGUCCAUAUCUUAUGUACGCUGAUAGCCAGAAUCAUGACUUUGUUACUAGGGAUACUUCUGAUAAGACUAAAUUAUGUAACGCCCAGGUUUUUGUAAUUGGCGUACUUCUCAAAGUCACAGAGGUCUUACUCUUAAUAUUUCACUGACCGUGGCAUAUUCUGUGAUUGUUUGUCUUAAAUGCUUAAAUUCGAUAUGUAGACACCUAUUGGUCAUCUCAACAAGAUCACAAAAAAUGUGGUCAAUGUGACCUACCUUUCCUAUCCUUGGUCAUAUAUCAAGAAACAUUUACUGUCUGACAUUGAAAUUAUGUAAUUGAUUAAUCUGAACAAGCUUUUUCAAAGUGCUAGAAACAUUUUUAACUUGACCCAAAAUUCACAGUGAUAUAAGGGAUUCCCCAAGGUGGGUUACCCAGACCGCAAAACUGGCACAGAGGUCAAAUUCGGAAAUCUACCUGAUGGGGGCAUGGUUCCAUAUUUUUUGUCCUAAUUUGGCAUGUUUUUAGCCGUCUACUCUAUAGCCUCUUCACAAAAAUGUAUGGCCAUGUUACCUACUUUGUUAAAUAGACUUUGCCAUUUUUGUGCAUCAUUGAUUGAUACGAUCAAGCUUAACAUAGUGCUUAUACAUUGUAACAUUUUGGUCUUGACAUAGUUUCCAAGGUCAGAAAGGUCAAACUCCAAACGUUUUACUACUAUUUGUCACAGAUUCUUCAAAUUUUACAUAUAGACACCUAUUGGGAAUCUGUACAAGUUGACCAAUUUAGGUCAAUUGUGACCAAAUUUUAACCUAGUUAUCAAGUUCACGGAGGUCAAACUCUGAAAGUGUCAUUGAUAGUGCCACAUUUUGUCACUGUUCCCCCUCCAUCUAUCAUUUCAUCUACCACUAAAUCAUUCCCAGGUGAGCACAAUGUCACCAGGACAUUUAAUUUAAACAGUGGACCUGUUUAUCAGAGUGCACCAGUUUAACAGACUGGUCAACAGAGUGUAAAACAUUUAUACCUUGACAUAAAUUUACAAUUUUGGUAUGAAUUAAGAGGUAAUGAGCUGGAAAGUCCAGGUUUCCCUGGUAAUUUGGCUAAAAUUUGUGUCAAAGCGGUCCAGGAUUGACUAAACUACGCUGGAAUACUCCC
Lineus longissimus is the source of this 5665-nucleotide messenger RNA. RefSeq names its product succinate dehydrogenase cytochrome b560 subunit, mitochondrial-like. Lineage: Eukaryota; Metazoa; Nemertea; Pilidiophora; Heteronemertea; Lineidae. Gene Ontology annotation, cellular component: membrane. Gene Ontology annotation, biological process: tricarboxylic acid cycle; mitochondrial electron transport, succinate to ubiquinone. The record is from RefSeq and is a predicted model, not a curated record. Bases 46 to 570 code for a protein of 174 amino acids. The transcript is spliced from 6 exons. Gene Ontology annotation, molecular function: electron transfer activity; oxidoreductase activity, acting on the CH-CH group of donors.